AUGGCCCGCACUAAGCAGACCGCCCGCAAGUCCACUGGUGGCAAAGCCCCCCGCAAGCAGCUCGCAUCCAAGGCAGCUCGUAAGAGUGCGCCGUCUACCGGUGGUGUCAAGAAGCCUCACCGCUACAAGCCCGGAACCGUCGCUCUCCGUGAGAUCCGUCGCUACCAGAAGUCGACUGAGCUCCUCAUCCGCAAGCUGCCCUUCCAGCGUCUUGUUCGUGAGAUUGCCCAGGACUUCAAGUCCGAUCUCCGCUUCCAGUCCUCCGCCAUCGGUGCUCUUCAGGAGUCCGUCGAGGCCUACCUCGUCUCCCUCUUCGAGGACACCAACCUCUGCGCCAUCCACGCCAAGCGUGUCACCAUCCAGAGCAAGGACAUCCAGCUCGCCCGCCGCCUCCGUGGUGAGCGUGGUUAA
This is a messenger RNA of Alternaria postmessia, 411 nucleotides long. It is a transcript of the gene HHT1, whose product is annotated as histone H3.1. Gene Ontology annotation, molecular function: protein heterodimerization activity; DNA binding; structural constituent of chromatin. The transcript is spliced from 2 exons. Gene Ontology annotation, biological process: rRNA transcription. The record is from RefSeq and is a predicted model, not a curated record. Bases 1 to 411 code for a protein of 136 amino acids. Lineage: Eukaryota; Fungi; Ascomycota; Dothideomycetes; Pleosporales; Pleosporaceae. Gene Ontology annotation, cellular component: nucleosome.